Messenger RNA from Arabidopsis thaliana (thale cress), 853 nucleotides. RefSeq names its product ELF4-like 1 (gene ELF4-L1). Gene Ontology annotation, cellular component: nucleus. Gene Ontology annotation, biological process: positive regulation of circadian rhythm. The record is from RefSeq and is marked reviewed. Lineage: Eukaryota; Viridiplantae; Streptophyta; Magnoliopsida; Brassicales; Brassicaceae. Bases 206 to 583 code for a protein of 125 amino acids. The transcript has a single exon.
AACGACGUCUUCUUUCAACACCCAUUGGUCCAUCACGCAACCCCGUCACCGUCAUCUUCUUGACCCGACCAACCGCUUUCCGGGUCGGUUUCUUCCACGUGUCACCCCAAUUCAUCUCUCUUCCUCCCAAAGAUAUCUUUAGAAACAAACAAUUCCAAUCGCGUCGUCAACAAUGAAUGAAUAAUUUUGAUGUAUUUGUAAAAUAAUGGAAGCAUCGAGAAAUCGAUCGCUCGUCGGAAACAACCGAUCUCCGGAGAUGAACGAAAACGACGGCGAAGAUGUUGCGGCUUCGGCAGCGGUGGAAGACGUGGAGGUGUGGGAUACGUUGAGUAAUGGAUUCAAACGUGCACAGCUUUAUCUUGAUCAGAAUCGUGAUUUGAUUCAACGCGUCAACGAAAACCACAUGUCUCGAAUCCCAGAUAACGUCUCUAGAAACGUUGGCUUGAUCAACGAAAUCAACGGUAAUAUCUCUCAAGUUAUGGAGAUUUACUCUGAUUUAUCUCUCAAUUUCGCCAAAAAAUUCGAUCAGCGGCGGAGGACGACCAAGGACGGCGACACCACAACUACCACCACCGGUUCUUAAGCGCGAUUAGGAGUGUCAUGGAGUUUGUAUAUGAUUACAAGGAUUAGGAUAUUUGCACUAGUCUAUUACGUGUUCUCUAAGGUAUUUUAUGCUUCUGUAUUCAGCUCCUCUGUUUUUGUUUUGAUUCUGCAUGAUCUCAUUCACUAGUUUCAUGAUUUUUUUGAUACUACAUUUUCUAAAAGCUUUUAUGGAUUGAAAUAGCUUUUAGAUGGCUCUGGUCAGUUCUAUAGCUAAGUAUUGAAUAUAGAUCAUGAUGAAUUGAUGAUCCAU